AUGGACCAGAUCAUGAAAGUGCGUUCCCUCUCCGUCCAGGACAUGGAUAUUUUGAAUAGACUAGAUAUCCCCGUUUUACUCCCUAAGCCCAAGAGGGUCCGGGUGGUAAAAUGGCACCGGCCCCGUCAAGGCUGGGUAAAACUCAAUACCGAUGGUAGUAGUUUCGGGAACCCUGGCACCUCGGGCGCUGGGGGUGUUAUUCGGGAUGAGGAUGGAAGAUUACUUGUGGCUUAUUCUAUUCCCUUGGGUUUGGGUACCAAUAACUUUGCUGAACUCAAAAGCUUAUUGGAAGGUGUUCGCAGAUGCCACGCGCUUGGAUUUUAUCGGGUUCAAAUAGAGACCGACUCUCAACUGGUGGUUAAUUGGAUUGAUAAGAAUAAGUGCCCCAUUUGGUAUUUAGAAGAUUUCUGGGAGGAGCUACAAGAACAUCUGAAUAGCCUGGAGUACACAGUGAAUCACAUCUUUCGUGAAGGUAAUGCCGUGGCUGACUUUCUAGCUAAGUGUGGGGCGGAAGGGUUGAACUCUGAUUGGGAUGACAUUCACAUGCUGCCUAGCCUAGUGAGGGGUCUUCUCCGCAUGGACAAGCUAGGUGCCCCUCUUUUGGCUAGCUUGGAUGUAGGUUAUGUAUCUUAUUUAAGGCCGUGUAACCUAUAUGGUUAUAUUGAUUUUGAUGCCUGGGUUUUUAUUUAG
Molecule: messenger RNA, 690 nt
Organism: Juglans regia (Persian walnut)
Lineage: Eukaryota; Viridiplantae; Streptophyta; Magnoliopsida; Fagales; Juglandaceae
Product: 14.7 kDa ribonuclease H-like protein
Exons: 2
Coding region: 1-690 (229 amino acids)
Molecular function (GO): nucleic acid binding; RNA-DNA hybrid ribonuclease activity
Source: RefSeq, a predicted model, not a curated record